Messenger RNA from Polypterus senegalus (gray bichir), 407 nucleotides. RefSeq names its product histone H4. The transcript has a single exon. Gene Ontology annotation, molecular function: protein heterodimerization activity; structural constituent of chromatin; DNA binding. The coding region runs from base 49 to 360 and encodes 103 amino acids. The record is from RefSeq and is a predicted model, not a curated record. Gene Ontology annotation, biological process: nucleosome assembly. NCBI's taxonomy places the organism in Eukaryota, Metazoa, Chordata, Cladistia, Polypteriformes, Polypteridae. Gene Ontology annotation, cellular component: nucleosome.
AGUUUUCUUAAUAGUCGUUGACUACCUUGACUGUGGUGUAAAGUGAAAAUGUCUGGUCGUGGCAAAGGUGGAAAGGGCCUUGGCAAAGGAGGCGCAAAGCGUCAUCGUAAAGUUUUGCGGGACAAUAUCCAAGGUAUUACAAAGCCUGCCAUUCGCCGUUUGGCUCGCCGAGGUGGAGUGAAACGAAUUUCUGGCUUGAUUUAUGAAGAGACUCGUGGUGUACUGAAAGUGUUCUUGGAGAAUGUUAUCCGAGACGCUGUGACUUACACUGAGCAUGCGAAGAGAAAGACCGUGACCGCCAUGGAUGUGGUAUACGCUUUGAAGAGACAGGGUCGUACUUUGUACGGCUUCGGAGGUUAAGUAACGAUCUCGAUGUAAACUACCCAAAGGCUCUUUUCAGAGCCACU